AUGGAGGCGGCGGAGCUGCGCUGCACGGCGGCCGUGGAGCAGCCGCUGCCGGGGGGCCUCGCCCCGCGCCGCCGCCUGAUGCGGAACGCGACCGUGCUGCUGGGCCGCAACGAGCUGCGCCAGCCCGUGCUGCGCGUGGCCGGCGGCAGCGGCGCGGCGGCGGCCGUGCUGAACUUCGUGCUGGCCGGGGACGCCGUGAGGCUCUUCACGCGGUUCGCGGGCGAGGGGCGGGCGGCGGUGCGGGUGGGGCCGGACGGAACCCAGGUGCUGCUGUCCGACUGCCCCCCGGACGCGCUGCGCCGCUUCCUCCGCCUCCUGCGCCUCAAGGUGGCCGCCGGGCCGCGGGACGCGCCGCGCCGCCCCCGCCUGCUGGAGCGGCCGCCGCCGUCCUUCUCCGUGAUCAGCCCGGUGCAGGAGCGGGACCUGCUGGGCAGCCCCGGCCGCCGCCAAGAGCGGGGGCAGCGCCCGGCGGAGGUGCCCCGCAAGGAAAGGCGGCCCCCGGCGAGGCUCUCGGCGGAGCAGGAGGCGGUGCUGGGCGCCGUGCGGAGCGGCAAGAGCAUCUUCUUCACCGGCUCUGCAGGUGAGCGUCCUGGGACUGGGAAGUCGUUCCUGCUGAAGCGGAUCUUGGGCUCCCUCCCUCCCAACAUCACCUACGCUACAGCCAGCACGGGAGUGGCGGCUUGUCACAUCGGUGGCACUACUCUCCACGCCUUUGCAGGGAUCGGCUCUGGGAAGGCGCCGCUGGAACAGUGCAUUCAGCUGGCAGAGAGGCCAGGGGUGCGCCAGCACUGGCUGGCCUGCCAGCACCUAAUUAUUGAUGAGAUCUCAAUGGUGGAUGGCAAGUUCUUUGACAAGCUGGAAGCAGUGGCAAGGGCCGUCAGAAAACGGGAUGAGCCUUUUGGAGGAAUUCAGCUAAUUAUCUGUGGGGAUUUCUUACAGCUACCCCCAGUCUGCAAGGCUAAUGAAGAAACCAAGUUCUGCUUCCAGGCAAAAAGCUGGAGGAAAUGCAUCCACAUAAACAUGGAGCUGACUGAAGUGCGGAGACAGACUGACAAGAUCUUUGUCUCAAUCCUGAGUGCAAUCCGGUUAGGCAGGUGCACAGAGGAGGUUACCAGACAGCUGAUGCAGACAGCUGCUCACAAGUCUGAGCGGGAUGGGAUCCUGGCUACGAGGCUGUGCACCCAUAAAGAUGAUGUAGAAAUAACCAACGAGAGACGCUUGCAACAGCUCCCAGGAGAAGUGCAUGUGUUUGAGGCUUUGGACAGUGACCCAAUGCUAGUGAAGUUAAUUGAUGCUCAGUGUCCUGUGGGUGGUAGAGUUGAGCUAAAGCUUGGAGCUCAGGUGAUGUUAGCAAAGAACCUUGAUGUGUCUCAAGGGCUGGUGAAUGGGGCACGAGGUGUUGUUGUAGGGUUUGAAAGUGAACAGAAGGGGCUGCCUAAGGUGAGGUUUCUCUGUGGGGUCACACAGCUCAUAAAAAUGGAGAAAUGGGUCAUCAAAGGACCAUCAGGAGUUCAUCUGAGUCGUCAGCAAUUACCUUUAAAAUUGGCAUGGGCCAUUUCCAUUCACAAGAGUCAGGGCAUGUCUCUGGACUGUGUGGAGAUCUCCCUGUCCCGUGUCUUUGAGAGCGGCCAGGCCUACGUGGCCCUGUCCCGCGCCCGGAGCCUCGCGGGGCUCCGCGUGCUGGAUUUCGACCCCAAAGCAGUGAGAGCUGACCCUGCUGUGCUGCACUUCUACAGGCACCUGAGGCACCACCAGCUUCCAGCCCAGGAUUCAUUACACACCUAUUCAGAUGCUGAUGAGAAGGAGAACUGGAAAUAA
Melospiza georgiana is the source of this 1818-nucleotide messenger RNA. It is a transcript of the gene PIF1, whose product is annotated as PIF1 5'-to-3' DNA helicase. NCBI's taxonomy places the organism in Eukaryota, Metazoa, Chordata, Aves, Passeriformes, Passerellidae. The record is from RefSeq and is a predicted model, not a curated record. Gene Ontology annotation, biological process: telomere maintenance; DNA repair. The transcript has 12 exons. Gene Ontology annotation, molecular function: DNA helicase activity. The coding region runs from base 1 to 1818 and encodes 605 amino acids.